Gossypium raimondii (Peruvian cotton) is the source of this 1362-nucleotide messenger RNA. RefSeq names its product protein TRANSPARENT TESTA GLABRA 1. Lineage: Eukaryota; Viridiplantae; Streptophyta; Magnoliopsida; Malvales; Malvaceae. The record is from RefSeq and is a predicted model, not a curated record. Gene Ontology annotation, cellular component: nucleus. The coding region runs from base 124 to 1155 and encodes 343 amino acids. The transcript has a single exon. Gene Ontology annotation, molecular function: protein binding.
CGAGACGACUGAGGAUGCCUCCUUACCAUCAACUUCCAUUUUCCUACAAAAUCACCCUGCAAACUUUAAUCCUUUCCUAAUAUCUCCAAACUAAGCUGAACUCUCCCUAGAGGAAAAAAUCCAAUGGAGAAUUCAACUCAAGAAUCCCACCUCCGAUCCGACAACGCCGUAACCUACGAAUCACCCUACCCACUCUACGCCAUGGCCUUAUCUUCCACGCCCGCCGUCACCCAUCUCAACCACCAACGCAUCGCUCUCGGCAGUUUCAUCGAAGAUUACGCUAACAGAGUCCACAUAAUCUCUUUCGACCCUGAAUCACUUACCCUCACAACCCACCCAUCUUUGUCGUUCGACCACCCUUACCCACCCACCAAACUUAUGUUCCAACCCCACCGGAAAUCCCCUUUCUCUUCCUCCUCCGACCUCCUCGCUUCAUCCGGUGACUACCUCCGUCUCUGGGAAGUUGGGCACUCUUCUAUCGAACUUAUCUCCAUUCUCGACAAUAGCAAAACCAGCGAGUUUUCUGCUCCCUUAACUUCCUUCGAUUGGAACGACGUUGAACCCAAUAGAAUCGGAACAUCCAGCAUCGACACCACCUGCACCAUUUGGGACAUCGAAAAAGGCGUUGUGGAAACCCAAUUGAUUGCUCACGACAAAGAGGUUUAUGACAUCGCUUGGGGUGAAGCUAGAGUUUUCGGUUCCGUUUCCGCUGAUGGGUCCCUAAGGAUUUUCGAUUUAAGGGACAAAGAACACUCAACCAUCAUCUACGAAAGCCCUCAACCGGACACCCCUUUGUUAAGAUUAGCUUGGAACAAACAAGAUUUGAGGUAUAUGGCUACGACACUAAUGGAUAGCAAUAAAGUUGUGAUUUUGGACAUAAGGUCGCCUACUAUGCCGGUGGCUGAGUUGGAUAGACAUGGAGCCAGUGUCAAUGCGAUUGCUUGGGCUCCCCAGAGCUGUAAGCACAUUUGCUCUGCAGGGGAUGAUACGCAUGCCCUUAUUUGGGAGUUGCCAACUGUAGCUGGGCCUAACGGAAUCGGUCCUUUGUCUAUGUACUCGGCUAGUUCCGAAAUUAAUCAGUUGCAGUGGUCUGCUGCUCAGCCAGAUUGGAUUGCCAUUGCCUUCUCCAACAAAAUGCAGCUUCUCAAAGUUUGAGGUUUCCUGCUUGAAAUGUAUUCAACUCUCAUUUUUGUUGCAUAUAAUGCUCACGCUUGUAAUUAGGUGGGAGUUAAAAACUGUAGAAUCAGUUUUAUUGGCUGAUAAUUUUGUUAGUACUUUGUAAGACCAGCUUUAAUCUGCAAUUAUUUGUUAGGUCCUCACAACAAAUAUGAGACUCGAAUGCAUAUUUGGAUUUUGAUUGAA